AUGGCGGAUUCGGGGCCUUCGGUGGAGGGUCUGGCUUCUGAGUGGGAUUCGAUUCCCACCGUGAGGGAUCGUCUCCGGGACGGUCGUGGUUUGAUAGAGGAGGUUUCGAGCAAGAAUGUCGAUAUUCAGACUCCUUGUGCCUACGGCGAUGUGCUGCUGCCUAUCCUUAGAAGGAUGAAGGAUGCUGCUAAAAAGUUGCCGGGAAUCGAUUGCCUCCGGGAGCAAGUUACAGCCUUGCUGGAGAUGAACAAGCGGGAGCCCGAGGAGACCCUGAUUCAGAAAAGCGCCUGGAUUUUGAGGAAGCAGUGUGGCUUCGUGAAAAUGAAAGUUCGCCGCAUGGAAGCUAUCGUUGAUCAAGUCAACGAGAACAGGGCAAGGUUGCUUGCCUUGAGAAAUUCGAGGCAGACUGAGGACAGACUCGGGGAGUGGAGAAGGACCCAAGACGACGAGGAUGAGUACGAUGACGAUGGUUCGGAUCUUGCUGGGCUUUUGGACCAGAUGAGGGAGCUCAACCGGGCUCCGGCUGAGGAGCUGGCCGAUGGUGCUGGCGGGAGUGGGGAUGCUGGUGAUGCUGUGGUCACCGAGAAUGGGGGCGAUGCAAGCCUCGAAGGGCUUGUGGAGGUGAGUGAGGAUGAGUAUGGGGCUGUAACAGAGGAUGAGCCGAAGUGUUCGGUUUCCUGUGCUACCCCGUCGCCUGUGCCGGUUGCCUCCCCGAUGCAGGAGCAGAAGAACAACAUGGCCCGGAUGGCGGCGGUCGUGGCCGUGGCAGGGGUGGACGGGGGUCGUGGAGCCCGUGAGUACACGGCCGAGCAGUGGGAAGAGUGGGAGGAGUGGAAUCUCCUCGAGGACGAGUGGGUUUGCACGCAACAGUUGGAGACCGAGGCGGAGGCGGCAAAGGAGGACGAGGAGAACAACGAGCCGAUCGAGAAGUCCAAGCCCAACCGAAAGAAGAAGGCCACGGAGGCGGAGGAGAAGAACAGCGAGCCGAUCGAGAAGUCCAAGCCCGGGAAAAAGAAGAAGGCCACGGAGGCGGAGGAGAACAACAGCGAGCCGAUCGAGAAGUCCAAGCCCGGGAAAAAGAAGAAGGCCACGGAGGCGGAGGAGAACAACGAGCAGCCGAUCGAGAAGUCCAAGCCCGGGAGAAAGAAGAAGGCCACGGAGGCGGAGGAGAACAACGAGCAGCCGAUCGAGAAGUCCAAGCCCGGGAGAAAGAAGAAGGCCACGGAGGCUGAGGAGAACAGCGAGCCGAUCGAGAAGUCCAAGCCCGGGAAAAAGAAGAAGGCCACGGAGGCGGAGGAGAAGAACAGCGAGCCGAUCGAGAAGUCCAAGCCCGGGAAAAAGAAGAAGGCCACGGAGGCGGAGGAGAAGAACAGCGAGCCGAUCGAGAAGUCCAAGCCCGGGAAAAAGAAGAAGGCCACGGAGGCGGAGGAGAACAACAGCGAGCCGAUCGAGAAGUCCAAGCCCGGGCAAAAGAAGAAGGCCACGGAGGCGGAGGAGAACAACAGCGAGCCGAUCGAGAAGUCCAAGCCCGGGAAAAAGAAGAAGGCCACGGAGGCGGAGGAGAACAACGAGCAGCCGAUCGAGAAGUCCAAGCCCGGGAGAAAGAAGAAGGCCACGGAGGCUGAGGAGAACAACGAGCCGAUCGAGAAGUCCAAGCCCGGGAGAAAGAAGAAGGCCACGGAGGCGCAGGAGGACGAGGAGGAGAACAAGAAGGAGCCGAUCGAGAAGUCCAAGCCCGGUAAAAAGAAGAAGGCCACGGAGGGCGAGCCAGUUGCCAAGAGACGUCGUGGUGGGUGCGAGAACGGCGAGAAAGAUACCUUUGCUAGCAGGUACAGACCCGGUGUUCGGCCAUUCGAAUGUGCACGCUGGGAUGCUAUCAAGGAGGCUUUUGACACCCAUGUCAGGGCGAAGACGACCACACCGAGCAUGUACGAGGGGCCGUUCUGGACUUGGUGCAUCAAGGACAUGAAGGACGAGGACGUGACCGUCGAUAAUGUGUCGAAGUUUGUAGCCCGGGCUACGAAGCGAUACCUCAAGCUAUGCCUCGCCAUGUGA
Messenger RNA from Symbiodinium sp. CCMP2592, 2055 nucleotides. The record is from the annotation of a GenBank genome assembly. Lineage: Eukaryota; Dinophyceae; Suessiales; Symbiodiniaceae.